Akanthomyces muscarius is the source of this 660-nucleotide messenger RNA. RefSeq lists its product as uncharacterized. The record is from RefSeq and is a predicted model, not a curated record. NCBI's taxonomy places the organism in Eukaryota, Fungi, Ascomycota, Sordariomycetes, Hypocreales, Cordycipitaceae. Bases 1 to 660 code for a protein of 219 amino acids. The transcript has a single exon.
AUGCCGGAAGCACUUCCAGAUAACAACGUCAAAUGGACCGCGGAGGUGAAGAGAAAACGUCUUACCAAUAAGUCGCUGUUUGUCCUCGAAUCAUUGAAAUCAGCCUCGAAAAUCACGCGGCCUCAGUUUUUAAUGCUACGUUUCCUUUAUAAGAAAGUAUCUGCGGGCAAGACUCUCUAUAGUCUUUUUGAGUCUGGCGAUAUCGUUCCACCAGCAGUUUGGACCGAGGUCACCAGUCAUCUCAAUGGAUCCAAAAACUUCAAGGAGUACUUGGAGAGCGUAUCGAGCAACGGCAAAUCAACUGGGCCGUUCUCGGCAGCGCGCUCAUAUCAGAAGCGUUGCUGUGUACUGAAGAGCCGCGACAGCUACAUCGUCCUGGGAAAAAUUAAUGUUGGCGGGCGGAUGACCUGCAGCCGAGCCUUGCUAGAGGAGCGGAAAAAGCAGAGCUUGCCCAGCUUGAAGCCCCUCAAAGACGAAGAAGCAGCUGAUGAUGCAUUGGCCGCCGUAAUAGGCAGCUGCUCCCUACUCCAGACCCCAAAACAGGCAACUUCUGCGGCGAGCGCUAGCGGAAGCGCCAACGACGAUGAGGAUGACCUCGUUGUGAUUACUCCCUAUGCAAACGUGGACACUCCAAUUCCGAGCAAGCUUAUAGACCCCUAA